This is a messenger RNA of Spodoptera litura, 4498 nucleotides long. The record is from RefSeq and is a predicted model, not a curated record. Lineage: Eukaryota; Metazoa; Arthropoda; Insecta; Lepidoptera; Noctuidae.
UAUAAUUAGGUGGAGUACAGCUUAUUUUAGCUAUUAAUGGAUAUGUAUAUAAUAUACAAUCAUAGUGUGAAUGCGCUACGCGGGAAGCCGAUAUCAAUAGCAGCCGCCGCAUUACAAUAACUGCUGUCCUGGCACUGUAUUCUACGUCACUUAAUAAAAUUAAUCAUAGUACUACUCUCAAUUCAAUCUUUAACUUUCUGGCUUCUUUAAAACGAUUUUGUUAUUAGUUGAUUAGCUUACAUCAAUCUACUGUAAGUGGCUUCUUCAAUUUUACUAAUAUUUACUUUCAUCUCUUUCUCCCCUUAAACAAUCUUUCUAACUCUAUAACCGACUAACAGCACAAAACGUUAAAAGCAUUGUGUGGCCCCCUCCAGCAAAUCCUUCUGAUGAUGAACCACCAAAGUAUGAACCAACUAUGAAACCUGGAGCCCCCGCGUGUGUCAAAGAACAAGGGAGUCGGGUGUUAAACAAAAUUAACCCUAACUCUGAUUCAAAGAUUGCGGAUGCUCAACAACAAUCUAUGGAAAAAUUCAUAGCGUCUUCGAAACAAAGAGAAGAAUUCACUUCUUCUAGUGUUUCAUAUGCCUCUGCUGCUAUGUCUUCUAUGACAGCAACAUCUAAAUCUGAAUCUGUAGUUCAGAGUAAACAAUCACAAGUGGUACAAGAAUCAACUAGUCGAACUAUUCAGUCUUUUUCGCAGGAAUCUUCUGAAUGCCAGAGUACAACUGUUUACCAGACACAAAUGUGUCCACCAAAAUCUUUUGAAAAUUCUAGCGAUGCUAUUGAAAAUAUUAAAACACAAAUGAUCCAAUCCAAAGAAAAUAUUCAGUCAAAAUCAGCUAAAGAAGUAGAAUCUAUCAAUAUACCAGAACCUCCAAAAGAUCAAGUUAAAACACAGGUAUCACAAAAGUCAGACAUGAAAAUGGAAAGCGAUAACAGUACUACCAUGCAAGAACCUACACAUGUUAACACAAUAGAAAACAAUCCAGUUUGUAAUGAGGCGUCGAUGCAAAAUAACAGUGAAGAAGUUGUGCUAAAUCAACAAAAUAUUUCACAUGACACACAAAUCAAAACCAGUACAGAAAAAACAUAUACAGAACAACCAACUGCAAAUAAUGACUUGAGAGCCAAGGAAACCAUGCAAACAACCAUGAAUCCUUCUACGUUAAAUCCAAAUGCAAAGGGCUCUAUGGUAGAUGCAUUGACAACUGCACCUGAUCGUCCGUAUUCGCCCUUGCCUACACCACAGCAGCCUAUUAGUUUAGUUGGACAAACAGUGACGGACGAAAAUCACACCCUACAUGAAAUAGACGAAAAAUCGGAAUUAAAAGAGUGUGCCGAAAUAAAGAACGUGCAAUUGCCAGCACAACCAUCACCAAUGUUCUUGCAAGAGAAGCGUGGUAUAACACCAAUACCACCUAUAAAAACUUAUAAUCCUCCUGAAAAGGUUGCCCCACCCGUACCAAUGCCUGAAGAAACAAAACCGUACAUACCACCUGAUUUUAAAAUAGUCAUAGAACCUAAGGAACCUCGUGAAACAACCUCGACGCCUUUAAUAGAAGCUUUAACGAUUGCACCUGAUAGGCCAUUUACACCCGUUACUACUUAUGAUCAAAAUCAAGCAAUAAGUAGAGAAUCUUACGAUCAAAAUCAAACAAUGAGUAAUGGGCCUUAUGAUCAGACUCAAUCAAUAGGCAGAGGAUCUCUAAGAGAGGCUUUAACUAUCGCUCCAGAUAGGCCUUACAGUCCUUUUGGUGCUCCUGGUGUUACUCAAUCCAACCAAUAUAUGACAAGUACCACACACGUAACUGAAACAAACUUGACCGAAAUUGUAAAGCCUAUCGCCACACAAACGCUAACUCAAACAUCUGACCAGUUGCAUUCAGAAUUUUCCACUAUGCAAAAUACGUGCAAAUUACAAUCGUCUUCAGAAAUGUCUGCAUUCAGGCCCGUUCCAAAACAAAUAUUUCCUCCACCACAGCCUGAAGAAUUUUGUAAAUUAACAAACUUUCCACCCAUUAGUAAUGAACUGAAAACCAGUUUUACACAGGCUACUAAAACAAAGCAAGAAACGACAUUUUCGGAAUCAAUGAUGGUCCAGCAGUCGUCUUUGUCCACCAGUAUGGCCACCCAAGGCUAUUCAUCUGUUAAAACAGCUCAAAAUUAUUUUGAACAAUUAGACAAAAAAGAAUCUCUUACUUCUACCGCAGUUAGAUCAAAAUCUGGAUUACAUAAACCAGACAGUAUUCCGCCGUAUCAGAGAAAUUUCGAGCAAUUACCUUCUCAGCGAGGAAUUUCUCCGGAAAUAUAUAAUGCACCGGCAGUUUUACAAAGACCCGUCACUCCGUCAACUGGUACACCAACUAGACUAAAAGAAAAAUCCGUUGAACCACAUCCAAAUUACACUACUCCUCAGGCAUCGACUCCAAAGUUCCCACAAAUUAGAACACCAGUACAACAGCCUCCUGUACAAUUCCAUAAAGAUACUCCUAUUACUAUGACAUUUCAGCCUGUGACUGAUGAUAAUUUUAUGAGAGUUUCUUCACCAUCACGUAGUAGUCGUCCUGUUACACCAAAUAGUUUAAUAAACAAACCAGCACCCAUUAUUCCUCAUUAUCAGAUGAACUUAGUAACAGUAGAGCAUUUGGCACCCGAGAGUCACCUAUAUGAGCCAUCUAGUCGGGAAGGUAGCAGAUCUCCAACACCAAAACCACGAUCCCGCUCACCAGCUCAAGGUCCUCCUCCAAAUCCAUUAAAAGCACAUGCUCCACGUAUUAAGGAACCUGCUUCACAAAAUUAUUCAAUGGACUCGUUUGCCUCACAAGAUGCUUCUAAUUGGCGAAAGCAGCACGAGAGGGACCAAAAAGAAUUCCAGACGGCUGCAGAGAUAUAUAAUACAAGUGGUGGUAAUAAAAACUGGGCAACACAAGCACCAGUAGUCAAAGAACAGAGACAUUCAAACGUGGGAUACAAGAGCGAAAAUUAUACCAAAGGCGACAUGAAAAUCAAAGAAGAUUCUUUAAUACAAGAAAAUUAUGGCCAAAGACAAAUGCAAUCACAAAACGUUAUUGCACAAGGCAAUACCACUGUUCAAACAACCAGAAAAACAUUUGAAGAAUUUGAAAGGACACAAUCUGCUAAAGUUGUAGAAAUCAGAAAGGGAGGUUCAUCAAUUACUGGGGCAUAUGAGCAAAAUAUGGACUGUAACAUUCGGCCUUCUAAUCUUAACCCAAAGCAAGUGUUUCCGCCUCCAAUGAUGAGUUUGCCAUCAACACAACAAAGUUCAUCACUUAACCUUACUAAUCAAAAUAUGACGUCCGCUAGUAGAAAAAUAGACAAUUACGAUCCAAAGCCUUCGAUUUCUGGUGCUAACCAAGGUCCAGUGUGUGAUCCUACCCCAUCGACAGGUUCGAGUGUAGGAGCUGCCGCUCGUGGCAAAACUUUCGGUGUGUCUUCUGCCCCUAAACGAGGAAGGGGAGUUUUGAAUAAGGCUGCGCUGCCCGGCUCCCGUGUGCCACUAUGUGCUUCCUGUAAUGGGAAUAUUAGGGGGCCGUUCAUUACGGCUUUGGGUCGCAUCUGGUGUCCAGAGCACUUCAUCUGCGUAAAUGCAACGUGUAGGCGUCCCCUACAAGACAUUGGUUUCGUUGAAGAAAAUGGUCAACUCUACUGCGAAUUCUGCUUCGAGCAGUACAUUGCGCCUGCUUGCGAUAAGUGCCACGCCAAAAUUAAGGGCGAUUGCUUAAAUGCUAUCGGCAAGCACUACCACCCUGAAUGCUUCAACUGCGUCUACUGUGGAAAGCUCUUCGGAAACAAUCCCUUCUUCUUAGAAGACGGUCUUCCGUAUUGUGAAGCUGAUUGGAAUGACCUGUUCACGACAAAAUGUUUCGCUUGCGGCUUCCCGGUGGAGGCAGGCGACAGGUGGGUCGAGGCGCUCAACAAUAACUACCACAGUCAGUGCUUCAACUGCACGGUGUGCAAAAAGAACCUCGAAGGACAGAGUUUCUUCGCCAAGGGAGGGCGACCUUUUUGUAAGACACACGCCCGCUAGAAGUCCUCAGCAAAUGAUGUAUAAUUCCGACACUGUUUAUACGACUACCACUUUUCGUCCCGUUUCUCCUUCUCCCAUCACUCCUCCUCUAAACACGCCUUCUCCGCAAAGAACAAGGAAGUUGGAAACACCCCUCCACUUCGAUGGAGGACUGUUUUCCGACAUAAGAAGUACAGACGGCAAGCUACUCAGCAAAGUAACCGUAGAUCGAGUUCAACAGUCGUCACGACAUGACAUCUCCGACUCACCGAGUGUUUUCACCGAUGGCAAAAAUUAUGUGGAUGACAUGGUAAAAACUGAAACUAUAACAAAUGAAAACGUCAUCACGGUGAAAUUCACUCCCGUGCCGCCAGAACUUGACUCUCCGAGAUUGCUGACACCGUCUCAGAUGUACAAAACCCGACAAAAAACUCCAGUUGAAUAUAUCAAGGACAACUUUGAAGACUUACA